This is a messenger RNA of Diutina rugosa, 693 nucleotides long. RefSeq lists its product as uncharacterized. Gene Ontology annotation, biological process: vesicle fusion; endoplasmic reticulum to Golgi vesicle-mediated transport. The coding region runs from base 1 to 693 and encodes 230 amino acids. The transcript has a single exon. Lineage: Eukaryota; Fungi; Ascomycota; Pichiomycetes; Serinales; Debaryomycetaceae. Gene Ontology annotation, cellular component: SNARE complex; ER to Golgi transport vesicle membrane; Golgi apparatus. The record is from RefSeq and is a predicted model, not a curated record. Gene Ontology annotation, molecular function: SNARE binding; SNAP receptor activity.
AUGAACUCCCUUUACAACCAUGGGUUGAAACAGACCCAGCAACUCACCAAGGACCUUGCCACGUUCGAGCUGAACUUGCUGACACUGCCACUCCUGCUCCAAGGUCUGAUCUCGACCACCCUCAUCUCGUUUCGCAAAACCAUUAAGGAGUACACCGACUUGGUAAACAACCACAGCGAUGCUGCUGCUCAAGAAAAGCAUCGGGCUCGAUUAGUCAAGUUCAAUCAGGAAUUACAAGAGUAUACCGACAAGUUUGAUCUGCUUCGAAGCCAGCGAGAAGAGCAGAUCCAUGAGUCGAGCAAGCAAGAGCUUUUCGGUCGCCGACAGGCGAGUGAUAACCCCUAUGAGCCCACCGAUCUGGCGCUGGCAUUCCAACAACAACAACAGCAACAGCAACAACAAAUGAGCUACCAGGAAGGGUUAUAUAACGAGCGGAACCUGUUAUCUCGGGGAAACCAACAGCUUGAUCACAUAUUAGAGAUGGGCCAACAGGCAUUGGAGGACAUUGUUGGCCAGAAUGAAACGUUACAGAAAUUGCAGCAAAAGUUCGAGGACGGGUUAGUGACGUUGGGGGUGUCUCAGGGCACUAUUCGGACCAUCGAACGACGCGCUCGCCAGGACAAGUGGUUAUUUUGGGGGUGUGUGGUGUUGAUGGUGAUUCUUUUCUACUACUUGAUCAAGUGGUUUGCCUAG